UAAUUACAGUGCUUUGAAUAAGGAGAGCAGAAUUUUACAGAAAGACAAAAAGCGUGUUUACGGGAUGUACCAUAUUAACCCAAGUUUUUACCUGAGUAGUAGCUAUUAACAACAACCAUGGGACCGACGGAAAAAGUUGUGUGCACCCACCCAUAGAACUCCUAUAAAUGCAGACAAAUUAAGAGAAAACAUUUUAGUAUUUGAAUAAAGGUGUCGGUUGCGGUUGUGUCCCGCUGUUGAGGUGAAACCAACGAGAAAAGGUCAUAGUGCGUAUAACGAAAUUUACCUUUAAAGUGCAAAAAAUAAAUUGGUUUUACGAAAUAAAAUAUGCAAUUGACGAAAAUGUUUGCGGUAACGCGUGGCCGCCAGUGUUUGUGUAUGGCAGGGCUUGUUUUGCAAUUUUUGAUCCUUUUCAAAUGCUGCCCGAUUACCGUGACCAUAACAAUACCAAGAAGGACAGCCAAUAAUGUGAGUGACACAGUCGAGUUGAUGACAUUGCGUGCUGUUGGCCGCUCGGUCACACAGUGCUUGGCUGCAACGGAGCAGUGGCUAUGUUUAGAGGAUCAAUUGCUGAGGUUCGUCGAUGCCGUCGCACAGGACAACAGCACAUGGCAAUGGGGGGAUUACAUUUUCGUCGAGAAGUUGACAGGCAAUAAGAGUGAAGGACGCACAGAAGAACAGCUUAAUUUUUCAAAAACUCAGGCACCUCGACAACGCUCACUCAAAACAGAAGGUGACAGCCAGCAUAACGAGAGUGGUAUUGCAGCGGGUUUGUUGCAACUAGCUAAAACGCGUUCAAUUCGCUUACAGUUACCAACCUCCGUUGGAACCCUGAGUAAAAUUAGCGCUGGAAUCUCGGAUGCAAUCGAUGGGCUGGCGUUGCAGAAUAUUGCGCCGGCUGAAACGUCGCCCGAAACGGAGGCGGCGCAAGCGGAUGAAGGACGCAAAAAGAAGGGCAAAGACAAAAAUAUGGCAAUGAUGGGUGGAAUGGCGAUGAUGGCUAUGGUCGCGCAAAUGUUCCUCGGCAAAGUGAUCCUGAUCGCGGGCGCCGCCUUCGUUAUGGCGAAAAUAGCACUGCUCGUUUCCGUACUCGGCAGUCUCAAAAAGGGAUCAACUGGAAAUAGCGUCAGCACGGAGCGUAUUGUUGUAACCGGCCACGGACAUGGCGGCGGAGGUGGUCAUAGCGGAUAUGAGCACGAUGAAGGAUGGCAUCGUCGCAUGCCACAUAUUUAUCCUGUGACAGGAAUAAUCAGCGAAGAGCUACAGCCUGUCAAAGCUUAUCAUCAUUCGCCAACGCCACCUCCUCCAUCGAAAGCUUCCGCUAGUCAUCAAAAUCACCGCUAUUACGUCAAUGAAAUCAACGAAGCAGCUAAUGAAGACAUAGAUGAUGGAUAUAGACGUAAACAGGGUCAAGCUGGAUUUCUUUAGAGUUAAUUGAGAUUAUUAAGUGAAAAUGUUCAUUAUGACAAACAUAUUGAUAUAAGUGCGUAGCAAAGUAGAAAAUGAAAAAUCUUGAAAAAUGGGAA
Bactrocera tryoni is the source of this 1526-nucleotide messenger RNA. RefSeq lists its product as uncharacterized. NCBI's taxonomy places the organism in Eukaryota, Metazoa, Arthropoda, Insecta, Diptera, Tephritidae. The record is from RefSeq and is a predicted model, not a curated record. The coding region runs from base 328 to 1428 and encodes 366 amino acids. The transcript is spliced from 4 exons.